Molecule: messenger RNA, 1647 nt
Organism: Lucilia cuprina (Australian sheep blowfly)
Lineage: Eukaryota; Metazoa; Arthropoda; Insecta; Diptera; Calliphoridae
Product: transcription factor grauzone-like
Exons: 4
Coding region: 75-1601 (508 amino acids)
Cellular component (GO): nucleus
Molecular function (GO): zinc ion binding
Source: RefSeq, a predicted model, not a curated record
GCAAAAUGUAAACAAAUACUUUUUUCAUUUCAAAAUAAGUUUUAAUAGCAAAAAAAUAUUUUUUCAUCUUCAGCAUGGAUAAAUGUUUGCUUUGUUUAUCCAUGGAUAAAUUGUUUAUAAAAAUUAAUUCAUUGCAAUGGCAAGAAUUCGAUGUAAAGUAUUUAAUAACUAAACAUUUGUGGCCCAUGGAAUUUGCAAUACCCACAACAGGUGUUUGUCGAAAGUGUUGGCAAGAACUAUAUAACUUUAAUAAGUUCUAUAAGGAAAUACAAGAGUCUCACUAUAAAUUUGAUCUUAUUAAAAGUUUUAAUGAAAAAGAAUUACAAGAAUCUAAAGAAGAAACCUAUGAGGAGGAAUUAAAAACUCUCGAUCAUCUGAAAAAUAAAACAGAAAUAACACAAAACUCCAUUGAAUACGAGAUAGAAGAAAUCGAACAAAUUGAAAUAAAACAAGAUCAAACUACUGAAAUUACAACAGAGGAUCCCCUUAAUGAACUACGAGAAUUUAAAUCAGUUGGAGAUAAUAUCGAUUAUCACCAACAGGAAAACAGUUUAAUGGACAGUUCACAUUCAGAUUUGGAAACUUUGGAAAAUAAAGACGUCACUGCAGCAACAAAUUUUAAUGAAUACAAAAUUGAUGAAAAGGAUAAAUUUAUUGCGGAAAACUUUAAUAUCAACUGCUGUUUAUGCCAAAUUACCAUGAAAACAUUCCAUGAGAUGUGUCAACAUUUCAAAGUAAAACACAAAAUUCGUGGUUAUGUGAUAUGUUGCAACAAAAAGAUUUUUAGACGUUGCUAUCUGCUCGAUCAUAUAAAUUUCCAUUUAAAUCCAAACUAUUUUAAAUGCAAUCAAUGCGAUAAGGUUUUAGCCGAUCGCUUAUGCUUAAAAUCCCAUUUGAAGACGCAUGAAGAUAGUGUGGCAAAAAAUCAUUCUUGCGAUAUAUGUGGCAAGAGUUUUAUGUGUCAAUCGAAAUUGAAAAUUCACAAAACAACACAUUUGCCCGAAGAAGAAAAACCAUUUUCUUGUACAGAUUGCGGAAAAAAAUUUGCCAACAAAUAUCUACUAUCAAAUCAUGUACAUGCGGUACAUUUAAAGGUUUAUGCCAAAAUAUGCGAUAUUUGUGGAAAAUCUUUAAGUUCAACGGAUGAUUUGGAGCGACAUAUGUUAGAGCAUGAAGGUAAACCAGCACCUAUGUUUAGUUGCGAAAUAUGUGGACUGAUUCUAACAAGUACGAAAGGUUUGAAACGACACAAAAACACAAUACAUCCAGUAGGUGGACAUCAGGAAUAUACUUGUACAAUUUGCUCAAAGAUAUCACCGAAUAUUAUGGCCCAUAAAAGACAUAUCAAGUUUUCACAUGUUAUGGGUUUAGACCAUAAGUGUAAAAUAUGUGAAAAGGCUUUUAAAAAAGCAAGAACUUUAAAGGAACAUAUGGCUACGCAUACAGGAACAGUUUUAUAUACAUGCAGCUGGUGUCCAAAAACAUUCAAUUCAAAUGCUAAUAUGCAUAGUCAUCGUAAAAAGAUGCAUCCUGUAGAAUGGUUGGAGGCAACAAGCAAAAAAUAUACUGAUAAUUUAUUACCAAAACAAAAAUACAAAUAAAUUUAUUUAUUACAAAUAAAAAUAUUUAUUACCUUUGUUUUAUGUU